AUGGCUGAAAAUGUAUACUUCUGUUAUGAGUCCGUGAAUAAUUCUUGUCCAAAGAUCAUCUAUCCACCAAUGAUACGGAAUCUGCUGCAUAUUGUCUUUGUAGUUAUUAUUGUUAUAACGCUGUGUGGAAACCUCCUUGUCAUCAUUUCCAUUGCUCACUUCAAACAGCUGCACACUCCAACCAACUACCUCAUCCUCUCUCUGGCAGUGACUGAUUUGCUUAUGGGAGGCAUCAUCUUGCCUCCUUAUAUGGUGCAAAUUAUUGAAACAUGUUGGUAUUUUGGAGAUGUGUUCUGCAAAAUCCACUUGAGUGCAGAUGGCACGCUGUACACUGCAUCAAUGCUAAAUCUUUGUUUCAUUUCCAUUGAUCGAUAUUAUGCAGUUUGUCGGCCCCUACACUACCAGACUAAGAUUACCACUUAUACCGCAGGGAUAAUGGUCCUGAUCACUUGGAGUGUGUCUGCCUUUGUUUGGUUUGGGAUGGAAUUCCUGGCAGAGGCAAUUUUGGGGAAAGAUUAUUAUUAUGAAAAUGUUGCUUGUGUAGGACAAUGUGUCAUGUUGACUGAAGCAGCAAGUACAAUAUCUAGCCUUAUCUGUUUUUAUAUGCCUGCGUUAAUUAUGUUGCUCAUGUAUCAGAAAAUCUUUCAUGUUGCGCAGAAGCAAGCCCAGGCUGUUCACAGCAUUGCCUGUAGCAAUGUGCACUCUGAAAACAGCACAUCAUCUAGCAAGAAGGAGCGAAAGGCUACAAAGACCCUGGCAAUUGUUAUGGGGACAUUCUUGUUAUGCUCUACACCCUUUUAUGUGUGUUUUCUAAUUAAUCCAUUCAUUAAUUAUUCCAUUCCACCUGUUUUAAUUGAAAUAUUUUUCUCUAUUACCUAUUUAAAUUCAACAUGCAAUCCUAUCAUUUAUGCUUUCUAUUACAGUUGGUUUAGGAAAGCAUUCAAAAUUAUUUUUGUUGGCAAAAUAUUUCAAGCUCAUUCCUCAACAGUAAAACUGUCCACAGAUUGA
Conger conger (European conger) is the source of this 1008-nucleotide messenger RNA. Its product is annotated as trace amine-associated receptor 1-like. Gene Ontology annotation, molecular function: trace-amine receptor activity. The record is from RefSeq and is a predicted model, not a curated record. The transcript has a single exon. Gene Ontology annotation, biological process: adenylate cyclase-activating adrenergic receptor signaling pathway. The coding region runs from base 1 to 1008 and encodes 335 amino acids. Lineage: Eukaryota; Metazoa; Chordata; Actinopteri; Anguilliformes; Congridae. Gene Ontology annotation, cellular component: membrane.